This is a messenger RNA of Anopheles cruzii, 2019 nucleotides long. RefSeq names its product synaptic vesicular amine transporter-like. Gene Ontology annotation, biological process: transmembrane transport; aminergic neurotransmitter loading into synaptic vesicle. Gene Ontology annotation, cellular component: synaptic vesicle membrane; terminal bouton. The coding region runs from base 78 to 1769 and encodes 563 amino acids. The record is from RefSeq and is a predicted model, not a curated record. Lineage: Eukaryota; Metazoa; Arthropoda; Insecta; Diptera; Culicidae. The transcript is spliced from 8 exons. Gene Ontology annotation, molecular function: serotonin:sodium:chloride symporter activity.
UGGCCCCCGAAAGCCCGCGUGGUGAACGCGAGUCCUAUCUAUUGCUACAGAAGCCCCCGGUGGUUGAGUAAGCUGCAAUGCAAGCAACGGUCUCGGAGGGCAACGGUCAGGGACCCAACAGCAGCAGUACCGGCACCGGCACCAACCACUGCACGUCGCCGAAACUUCCGCCACCCGGCUCGUGGGCCUCGCUCAAGAACAACGUGCUAAGAUGGCGCGGCUCGCGGAAACUGGUGCUCGUCAUCGUCGCCAUCGCACUCCUGCUCGACAAUAUGCUGCUGACCGUCGUUGUGCCAAUCAUUCCCGAGUUUCUUUACGACAUCAGACACCCGGAUGCACCGUUGGCCAGCUUCCCGAAAACGCCACCGACCACUCUGUCACCGUGCGAGAAGGAAUCGACUACCCCGUACAAUGGAAUCGACAUCACCACCCAAGGUUACGACAAUGCCAGCUGGUACGCGGAACGGGAGGAACGGCAUAAGGAGCUGGUGGAGGAAACGGUCGAGGUUGGGCUUAUGUUUGCGUCGAAGGCGUUCGUUCAGCUGCUGGCCAACCCAAUCGUUGGACCGCUGACGCACAAAAUAGGUUACAGCAUUCCGAUGUUUGCCGGGUUCGUCAUUAUGUUUAUAUCCACUUUGAUCUUCGCAUUCGGAAGAACGUACUCGGUGCUGUUUUUGGCCAGAGCGUUGCAGGGGAUCGGUUCGUCCUGUUCGUCGGUGUCCGGCAUGGGUAUGCUAGCGGACCGAUACACGGACGACAAGGAGCGUGGUAACGCGAUGGGUAUCGCACUCGGUGGCCUGGCCCUGGGCGUUCUGAUCGGCCCCCCGUUCGGUGGCAUCAUGUACGAGUUUGUGGGCAAAUCGGCCCCCUUCCUCGUGCUGUCGGCGCUCGCCCUCGGCGAUGGACUGUUGCAGCUGAUCAUGCUGCAGCCCUCGGUCGUGAUCGAAGAGUCGGACCCGCCGUCCUUAAAAGCGCUGGUGACCGAUCCGUACAUCAUCAUCGCGGCCGGAGCCAUCACCUUCGCCAAUAUGGGCAUCGCGAUGCUGGAACCCUCGCUGCCGAUCUGGAUGAUGGACAACAUGGGCGCGAGCCGGUGGGAACAGGGCGUCACCUUUCUGCCCGCCUCCAUUAGCUAUCUGAUCGGGACGAACCUGUUCGGGCCGCUGGGUCACCGGAUCGGGCGCUGGCUUGCCGCGCUGCUCGGACUGGUCAUCAUCGGUCUCUGCUUGCUCUGCAUUCCGAUGGCCACUUCAAUCAACCACCUGAUCCUGCCGAAUGCUGGCCUUGGCUUCGCCAUCGGCAUGGUGGACUCGUGCAUGAUGCCCGAGCUCGGUUACCUGGUGGACAUUCGCCACUCGGCCGUGUACGGUAGUGUGUACGCCAUCGGCGACGUUGCGUUCUGCCUAGGCUUUGCGAUUGGGCCCGCUCUAAGCGGCACCUUGGUAAACACCAUCGGUUUCGAGUGGAUGCUGGUGGGUAUUUCGAUCCUCUGCUUCGCCUACGCCCCACUGCUGACGUUCCUCCGGGCGCCACCGACCAAGGAGGAAAAGAAGGUAAGCAACGGCAUCGACAACGGUGGGUUAACCCUCGAAAACGGACACUCCACGGCAACGACGACGACGAAUGGGGGCCAGGCGGUGGCCAGCGUGACCGCUCAACCCACCGUGAACGGAAAAUCGGUAAACGGAAACGGUACAACGAUUGAGUCGAGCCAAGAGACAAGUGUGCCCAACCCUACAGCAGGCGAACAUUGUGUGACAAAACUGUAACAACUUUCUGGCCGAACGAUCGACUCAAAAUCGGAAACAUUUUACUCAGAGCCUCUCUCUCUCUUUCUGGUCCGGCUGCGGACAAUCGAUUUUGUGUGCAUUUAGAGUUAAAAGUCCGUAAAUGCCGACAGUUUGUGUGUGCCAAUGUCCACUCCACUAAGCGAAAGCAAUCCACUAAGUAUACAGCAUUGCCAGGUUUAGGAUCGGAUUGUGGUGUUUGAGAUGUAAUGUUUUUAGUUUACGCUUAUUU